UGAAGUGUUUUUGUGGACAGUUUUCGUGAUGGUGUUAGCUAAGAUCUACGGCGUUUCUUCAAUUUCUUUUGGCUCUAAGUAUGGAGACGACUUCCUAGAUUAUAAUGCAGUAUUGCCGUCCCAGGAAAAUGAAUUUAGCAAAGAUAAUUUUAUAUCCUUAGAAGUCAAACUUGAUCCGAACUGCUCAGAUGGUUUUAGAAAUCAUAACCUUAAUGUUCGUUGCAGACAUUUUACACCUGAGGAGAUCAAGAGCCUUGAAGGUGGUGCUACAUGUGAAGAAAACGGGGAGAGAUAUUUACACUUGAUAUUAUGGGAAGACGACUUAUCAAGGCAUGGUCUUAGAACAGGUCAUAUAGUAGAUAUCGACAUGUUACCUAUGAAACUCUCACAGGUUAUACUAACUGCCAAAUACGAUAAAAAACAUGCACAAGAUCUUUCACUUCUUUUGCAUGGUCCCGARCAUUUUCUUUUUGAUAAAGUCAUGUCUGUAGGUAAUCAGAGGUUUUUAGAAUUACAGCAUGAAGGUCAAGCUUUUAAAGUAGAAUUAGAAGUCAAACAUUGUGAACCAGUGUCACAAGGAACAACAGAUCUUAACRCAAAAUGGGUUAUAAUUGACGCAAGUUAUGAAGACAGCUUAGAGUGUAUUGGCAACACUUGUCRAUCCAAUGCAUCYGUUGAUAUCAAAGAYAAUCCACUACCUCUCCUWAUUGCUGACUUUGUUUCUCCUCUCAAAGAUCUGUGGGAUGAAAAUCUCCAARAUAAGACAAAACRGUUKAGGAUUGAAGUYGAAUACUGGAAUGAUUUGCAUCUUGCAUUUAUGAAUUCAAUAAGGAAUGAAUGGAAAUUUGAUGAACAUGAUACMCAUUGCAUUUAUGUUUCCAUGGAAACUCUGAUGGAACUGCAAGUCCACRAUGGUUCCUGGGUAAAAGUUUGGCUACAUAAAGAUACGUCAAAGAAUAACAUAKCAAURAAAGGCACAAUCAAAAYUGAAACUACAUGUAUUCAAACCRUGGAAGAAGAAGCCAGCAAUUGUAGCACUUCAAUCAGUGACAGAAAAGCAACAGGAAAAGCUGGCAGUAGUACUUGUCAUUAUGUGCAACUCCUUGCAAUUACUCCUAUUGAGAAAGCUUUAAACAUUUACAUCCCAAAGGCACAGCAAAUCCAAGUUCUUGACAUGGAUGAGUAUAUUAUGAAGGCAAGGAAGACGGUGCAUGUUUCAUCAGUAUUGAUGUUCAAUCUUUUACAAAGUGUUCCCAAUAAUGAUUCAAGUGAAUUAUUUUUGAAUCUCGACACAGAAACAAUGAAAUUUGCUAAACCUGACUUAUYUAAUACAACUUCAGUAUCAUUUGCACAAGAUGCACAUUUAUCCCUCAUCAAGACCCCCUUCACAAACCCAGGUGAUGCAUUUGAUGAAUCAUUAAAGAGACAUUUUUUCAAACCAAGACUGUUAACAGUAGGGGAUGUUUUGUGUGUCAACUUUGACAGUAAAAAGGACUCAGUAAAUUCAUUGAUGGUAGAAGAAAACAGAAAUUUAAGGACUAUCUAUUUUAAAGUCAAGAGACUAGUUGUAUCGGGUAAAGAUGAGUCAUCAGGUUUGGUUGAUACAGAUCAUACUACAGUUUAUCAGACCACAUCAGUCCAUAGUUUUGUUCCAACUUAUACACAAUCAUUUGUGAACAAAUCAAACUAUUGGUUGUUAAAAACACCACCUGGUCUUCAUGAACCUACAAGGGAAUUGAUUAACAUCAUUAAACCUUACUUGAAGGAACAUGUGAAUAUGAUGCCAGCUGUACUGCUGACUGGACCUAARGGAGUAGGUAAAACAACAGUUGUCAUGGCAAUAGGAAGACAGCUUGGUGUGUGUGUUAUGAACAUCAACUGCUAUGACAUGAUUGGAGAGUCUAUGGCCGCAACAGAAAGCAGAGUAAACAACUUAUUCCAAAAAGCCAUGAACUCUCGACCAUKUCUUCUACUACUCCGUAACAUUGACAUACUAGUCAAAGACAGAGAUGGACUUGAAGAUGAGCCUCGUGUCACCAGCACCCUCAUGCAAUGCAUUGGYAACUUAAAGGAAGUAACAAUGUGGCCAGUAGUUGUCAUAGCAAYGUCAUCUUCAAAUAAUCCMCUUYCAACACAGCUUUAUUCAUGUUUUCUUCAUGAGGUCAGUGUACAGACUCCUGCAGAACCACAAAGAAGGCAAAUAAUWGAAGCCCUGGCAUCAAUGUGUCAGGUUGACCAAGAUGUGUCCUUUGGCUUGGUAUCAAAGAAAACAGCAGGUCUAGUUUUAGCAGACAUUGUUUCUCUGUUCACCAAGGCUGCCAAGAAUGCUUGCGAAAGACUUUUAAAGAAGACUCAAAUCAAUUCCACUGAGCAAGAAGACUUCAUUACUGUAAAGGAAUUUGAUAAUAAAUAURAUGAAGGGCUUGAUGAAAGGUUUGAUGCCAAMAUCAACMGGAAAGACUUUSAAGAAGCCAUUGAGACCAUUAGAGCAGAGCACUCUGAUACUAUUGGUGCCCCUAAGAUUCCUAAUGUUUUAUGGCAAGAUAUUGGAGGAUUGAUUGAUGUAAAGGAAGAAUUAUUAGAUACCAUACAACUACCGCUUCAACAUCCUGAACUAUUUGCAUCUGGGCUUAGACGAUCAGGUGUUCUUUUAUACGGCCCACCCGGUACUGGUAAAACAUUGUUGGCAAAGGCUGUUGCUACAGAAUGCUCCUUAAACUUUCUCAGUGUGAAAGGCCCAGAGUUAAUCAACAUGUAUGUUGGGCAAAGUGAGCAGAAUGUCCGUCAGGUUUUCUCAAGGGCACAGAGUGCGACACCAUGUGUUAUUUUCUUUGAUGAACUUGACUCACUGGCUCCUAACAGGGGGAGGAGUGGGGACUCUGGAGGAGUUAUGGACAGAGUUGUCUCACAGUUGCUUGCUGAGCUGGAUGGUCUGCAUAAGUCAUGUGAUGUAUUCGUUAUUGGUGCAACUAACAGACCUGACCUACUUGACCCAGCCCUUUUAMGACCUGGUCGCUUUGAUAAGCUUCUUUAUCUUGGAAUAAGUGAAGAUCACGAAGCACAGCUUAAAAUCCUACAGGCUUUGACAAAGAAGUUUGAAUUGGACCCUGGUUGUCAAUUACAAGCAAUCAGCAAUGAAUGCCCAUUGAACUUCACUGGUGCCGAUCUUUAUGCAUUGUGCAGCGAUGCCAUGCUGAAUGCAAUUAAAAGAACAGUAGCAGAWCAACCAGGCAUCAAUAAUGAGACAGAACCAAGGUUCUGUGUGAAGCAGGAGGACUUUCUAGAAGCAUUACAUUAUCUUACACCAUCAGUAUCUGAACAUGAACUACAAAGAUAUAAGAAAAUUCAGCAACAGUUGUUGACUUAAAGUUUAAGAAGCCGUAAUAGAAAUGUAUUACAGGCCRCGGAAAUUGAUGACUUCUUCAGCGAAGAAAUAGCGGAAAAGAAGAAUGAAACGGGAAAAAAAGUCCAGUUAGCCUCAUUUGAAAUAGGGAUUUUCAAACCUGAAGAGAUCCAGUGGGAAAUAAAAGAAAAUCAAGUUUUCAUACGAGGACAGAAGAAACUAUCKACAAAUAGAAACAUCGUMCAUGGUAGUCGAUUUGAGCGUUGCAUAUCAAUUCCCACAGACAUUUCAGCGGAAACUGUGACAGCAAAGUUCUCUACCCGUGACGGCGUGCUCAUUAUUGAAGGCUGUAAAAAGAAAACGAAAUCACGAAAAAUACAAAGACAUGCGUUUUUCUCAGACUCUCAUUUUAGCCUCUCAAUCGAUCUAGGUGAUGAGAAUCCUUGCAGUAUCAACUCUACUCAAACAGACAAAACUAUUGAACUGUUUUAGGCACUUGUUUCAAGUCCUUUUACGAAGUACUUGGACCCACUUAUCUCCUUGAAAGUUUGACAAGAUCAUUUAAGGAUGCAACAAUUGAAUGUUGUCGACGUUCAACCUAAACAUUUAUUACGGUUAUAAGAUUAAAAAACGCACGGACCUGAAAGAGUUGAGUAGGCAUAGUCGUAUAAUUGCUGUUUAUGUCUACAAUAGAUUAGAGUGACGCUGCGUUUUUUUGUUGUUUUUUUUUGAAAUGGUUAAUAGUCAAUUUACCGCCAUAUACUAUCUUCUGGGUUUAGGCACGUUACUAACUUGAACGUUAUGUAAUUUGUGUUUCAAUGUUUAAACAACUGUCAACUGGGAUCACAAUGGCACGUUUUGGCUAUCUUUUUACGAGUCUAAAAGGUCUAAAAGGUUUUUUAUCUCGCCAGCCUGUAGUCUUAUCAUGGGGCUAAACUGACGGAGAGUGUAUUGUAUAUGAUUAUGUGUUUAUUCAAAUCUACAGUUGGGGUAGUGAUUGUGUCGUCCACAUCCGAAGUUAAGAAGUAAAAUAUUAAAUAUACAAAUCAUU
This is a messenger RNA of Exaiptasia diaphana, 4394 nucleotides long. Its product is annotated as peroxisome assembly factor 2. The record is from RefSeq and is a predicted model, not a curated record. Lineage: Eukaryota; Metazoa; Cnidaria; Anthozoa; Actiniaria; Aiptasiidae. The transcript is spliced from 10 exons. Gene Ontology annotation, molecular function: ATP binding; ATP hydrolysis activity. Gene Ontology annotation, cellular component: cytosol; peroxisomal membrane. Gene Ontology annotation, biological process: protein import into peroxisome matrix. The coding region runs from base 29 to 3367 and encodes 1112 amino acids.